AUGGAGCCCCUCCCUAUGCUUUUAAACCACACUCAGAUACCCCUGGGGCGUUAUAAGAAAACCCUUAUCAGACACUUCCUCAACGCAGCCAAAAGCCUCAUCCCCGCCAGAUGGAAAUCACCAGUGGUCCCAACCAUUACUCAGUGGAUAGAAAAGGUCGAUGAAAUUUAUAACAUGGAAAUUCUUACGGCAGAACUCAGGGGCAUGCAAGACCGCUGCACUCGCCUGUGGACACCGUGGAUCACCUACAGCUCGGACCGGAGGUGGGGGCGGCCGAGGGCGGACUGUCUGGGGCCGGACGAGGAGGCGGAGUAG
Molecule: messenger RNA, 315 nt
Organism: Pelobates cultripes (western spadefoot toad)
Lineage: Eukaryota; Metazoa; Chordata; Amphibia; Anura; Pelobatidae
Source: the annotation of a GenBank genome assembly